ACAAGGUAACGAUCUAGGGUUCUUUUAUGAGUCUUGUUAUGUUUUCAUUUUCCUCUCUCUGAAUCUGAUCAAAGGGUUUUCGUUUUUCGCCGCUCCAGAUUUUGUGGAAAGGAUCUGACUUUUGAGUAAUGGCUCCAGCUAAAGUUGAUGUAACCAAGAAGGCUGACCCAAAGGCCAAGGCCUUGAAAGCUGCGAAAGCGGUGAAAUCAGGGCAAAUCAUUAAGAAGAAGGUGAAGAAGAUCAGGACAAAGGUGACAUUCCACAGGCCAAAGACAUUGACAAAGGCUAGAGACCCCAAGUACCCACGCAUCAGUGCAACUCCAAGGAACAAGUUGGACCAUUACGGAAUCCUCAAGUACCCACUCACCACCGAGUCUGCCAUGAAGAAGAUCGAAGACAACAACACCUUGGUCUUUAUUGUUGAUAUCCGUGCUGACAAGAAGAAGAUCAAAGAUGCUGUCAAGAAGAUGUAUGACAUUCAGACCAAGAAAGUCAACACACUCAUCAGGCCUGAUGGAACGAAGAAGGCGUACGUGAGAUUGACUCCUGAUUAUGAUGCUUUGGACGUUGCUAACAAAAUUGGAAUCAUCUAAGUUAAUUAUCAUACCAUCUGAGCUGUCAUUUUACAUUUGGAGUUUGAAAACAGGGUCUUGUCUUAGUCUCAGUUUUGCUAGAAAAAAGGAUAAUCUCUUUGUUGUGCUUUAUCGUUGGGAUUCUAAGCUAUGUUUUGGUAUUUA
Molecule: messenger RNA, 737 nt
Organism: Raphanus sativus (radish)
Lineage: Eukaryota; Viridiplantae; Streptophyta; Magnoliopsida; Brassicales; Brassicaceae
Product: 60S ribosomal protein L23a-2
Exons: 4
Coding region: 129-593 (154 amino acids)
Biological process (GO): ribosomal large subunit assembly; translation
Cellular component (GO): cytosolic large ribosomal subunit; ribosome
Molecular function (GO): rRNA binding; structural constituent of ribosome
Source: RefSeq, a predicted model, not a curated record